AAAACCAAAUUAAAAACCCUAGACAGAACUCAUCUUUGCUUCUCGCUGUCUCUCUCUCAAAAAUCAGAAUCUGCCAUUGUUACUACGAGCUUGGUAGAGUAGAGAUGGUGUGGUUUCAGUGCGAGGAUUGCGGAGAUAACCUCAAGAAACCCAAGCUGCCAAAUCACUUCAGAACUUGUUCCGCUACCAAGUUGUCUUGCAUCGAUUGUGGGCAAACCUUUGGGCAGGAAAGCGUACAAGGCCAUACUCAAUGCAUAACAGAAGCGGAAAAAUAUGGUCCCAAGGGGCAAGGGGCAGCCAUGAGUGUCACCACCCCCAAGUCCAACAAGGAUUCAAAACAGCAACCUGAUUUUGAUAUACUCGUUGGAUUAUCUGAGCGCCCUCCUUGGUUCUGCAGCCUUUGCAAUACCAAGGCAACUAGUAAACAGACUUUGCUGCUUCAUGCAGAAGGAAAGAAGCACAAAGCAAAAGCCCGUGGAUUUCAUGCAGCGAAAAAACAAUCUAAUCAGAUGGAAGAAACUGUUCCAGAUAAAAAGCCUACAGCUGAUGACACUCCCAAAUGUGAAGUAGCCGAAAAUGGACAUGUUGGGGCAGAAAAAGCGCAAGAUCAGCUUGAAGCCAAAAGUGAACUUGGAAAGUUGGAAGUAGAAAAUGGUAUUUCACAGACAAAGAAAAAGAGGAAACGAGAUGCUGUGGAUGGUGGUUCAACAGAAAAGACCAGAGAUGAUGAUCCAAGUAGAGGUAAUGGGGAGGUUAUUCAGGCAACCGAAGCUGAGAUUGAGCCAAUUAAGGAUGAGGUCAGAGUGUCCAAAUCUCUGAAAGAAGGUUUGAACAAGAAGAUUAAGUGGAAAAAGCUGAUAACAUCAAUUUUGAAAUCUAAUCCUGAUGGUGUCCUUAAGUUGUCAAAACUAAGAAAACUUGCCCUCAAGUCUAUUCGUGAAUCUGGUGUCACAGAAGAUGAAACCAAACUUAUUGAGAUGCUCGAGCAAAAGAUCAAUUCAAGUUCAAAAUUUGCUGUUGAGAAGAAAUAUGUUCGGCUAGCAUCUAAAGCUUGAGCAAAGCACAAUUUUUAUCGCAUUGCAAAUCAGAUUUUGCGCCAGUGGCUUACUUGCCCAUUUUUUGUCUAGUGAGUUUUAGACGAUUACAAGAUGGCUUAAUUUGAGUUAAUACUGGUUUUCUCAAAGCUGAGUUACUACAAGAUUUUAUUGAGUUGGGGUACAAUCUGCAACAUUCAUAGGAAUAUAUAUUAUGGGAAGAGAGUUGGUAUUAUUAUUGUGGCGUCAAGUGAACCAAGGUCUUUAAACUAGGUUGCUGCAAUCCAUUCAAUGAGAAAGAGAAAAAAAGAGUAGGGACAAUGGAUAUUGAUCUUGUAUAAUUUCCUUCAGGCUGGAAUCAGUGUAGAACAAAUGUUAAAGUUUGCUUGUUUUAAAAUUGUUUCUGGAUCCGUUAUUUGUGGUUUCCUUUAGGGGAACUCUUUGCAAUCCAUUCAUCAAAAGAGGAGCAUUAUUGAUUUUCUUGUACAAUUUCAUUCAAUGGCAAUUUUUUUUUUUUGGG
Molecule: messenger RNA, 1554 nt
Organism: Benincasa hispida (wax gourd)
Lineage: Eukaryota; Viridiplantae; Streptophyta; Magnoliopsida; Cucurbitales; Cucurbitaceae
Product: zinc ion binding protein
Biological process (GO): negative regulation of transcription by RNA polymerase II; rRNA processing
Cellular component (GO): nucleolus
Molecular function (GO): zinc ion binding; DNA binding
Source: RefSeq, a predicted model, not a curated record